GAAGCCCAACAUGGCAACAAAUCACACAACAAAAGGAAGUGAGGUUCGUAACGUUACGCACUGAAUAUUUGUGUUUUAUAAAACCUCUAGAAAUAACAAAGAAAUACCUCCUACUUUGGCUCUUUGGCUCAAAAGAAGAGUUUAAGCCGUCUCAACAAAGAUGGAGUGAUAAGGCAGAAAGACGCAUCUAGAAAACAGCGAAUGGUCCGAUGUCCAUCACUUUCCCAGAGACCAAGAUAGGUUUGAACCCACACAAGUUGUUAAGCCCUUCCCGGGGCCCUUUUGGGCCCAGGAAGAGGAUGCAUCGUGGUGGGGAUAAGGACUUCCAGAUAUCAGCACGAAAGAUGGGCACAUCCUUGCUUUUCCAGCUGUCAGCUCAUGAAAGAGAGCUGGAUUUGGUAUUUCUGGACCACAGCUAUGCCAAGCCAUGGAAUGCCCACCCAGACGCCAGCAGCGCCCGGCCCACAAGGACACUGUUUGUUACUCCUCGUCGCCAGCCUGAACCCUUGUCAGACUCUGACUCUGUGUUAGACGUGGAGACCGUAACACCAACACCUGUUCCUCUGUAUGAUAAUCAGAAAGCUCUUAGUGUGAUGAAGGAAUGUGAGCGACAUGUUCUGUUUGCUCGCACAGUUGCUGAGAGCCCUCCACCCCCUGAUGACUGGGAGGAACACGUAAACAAGACUGGAUGGUCAGUGGCCCAGAACAAACUGUUCAAUAAAGUUCUCAAAGCUCUGCAAGCUGAAAGAUUAGCUCGGCUGGCCAAUGAAAAUGCUUCCAACGAGCCAAUUUUGCGGAGAAUAGCUGUGGACAAGUGUGCCAGGAAGGUGCGGCAUGCAUUAGCCAGUGUGAACUGGGACACCAAACUGACGCAGUGGUUACACACCACCAUGAUUGAAUCCUUAAGCCUCGCUAUGCUUGCUGCAUACCUGGAUGUGCUGCAGACUCUUAAAAGCAAGUUGCCGUUGCUGAUCGACAGAAUGUUGCUGACAACAACAAAGACUGGCGCUCCAAGUGCAGAGGCCCUGUCACUGCUACUGAAGCGGCCCUGGGACCCAGCUGUUGGAGUUUUGUCUCAAAACAAACCGAGCAAGCUUCCUGGAUCUCCACUCAUCCUAAUCGCACCAUCAAGCCCGACCAAUCCUGCCCUCUCUACAUCGCGGCGAAUGAGAUUCUGGCAGUCGCAGCUCUCCUGUUUGGGAAAGGUCAUCCCAGUGCACACUCACGUGAACAGCGGAGCCAAUAUUGGCAUCACACAGUGCUUGGAACACAUGUUGGGCACUGUCAGGGCCAAGGUCAUGGAGGUUCACAGUCACUUUCCCCACAAACCCAUUAUCCUGGUUGGCUGGAACGCUGGUGCUCUCAUCGCUUGUCACGUAUCCCUAAUGGAGUAUCUGACCGCUGUGGUGUGUCUUGGCUUCCCCCUGCUAACAGUCAACGGGCCAAGAGGGGAUGUGGAUGACCCCCUGCUGGACAUGAAGACCCCCGUGUUGUUUGUGGUUGGCCAGAAUGCUCUGCAGUGUAGCAUAGAAGGCAUGGAGGAGUUCAGAGAGAAGCUGAGGGCAGACAACAGCAUGGUGGUGGUGGGAGGAUCAGAUGACAACCUCAGAAUCAAUUCAGCGAAGAUGAAAUCAGAGGGACUGACACAGACUAUGGUGGACCGCUGCAUUCAGGAUGAGAUAGCUGACUUCUUGUCAGGUGUCCUCACACGGGCAGAGGGACACGGCCAUGGCUCGGGGGAGAUGAGGGACAUGGACACAGAGAAGAAGAAGAGGCCUCGUCGGGAGCUUCCCUUUGACAUGGAGAGAGGACGACCUUCCUCCCCUGCACUUCGAGUUCCCAUCUCACCAUCAGGUUCAGAGGAUCUGUCUAGUGUCUGCAGCAGUCCCACUUCAAGUCCCAAACCCAAGACGUCUGGUCUGUCUCCAGCACAGAAGUCCAGUCUGAUCACGGCCACGCAGCUCCUCAAGACACACAUGCAGCGCUCUGGCACAGUGCUCACUCACAAGCAGGCUCAAGCUCAGUUUGCUGCUUUUAUGAAACAAAACAUGCUUGUGAGGAAAAAUCUUCCUCCUGGCACUCCUCCUUGUAUCUUUGUGCCAGUGACCAGUGAUCAGAUGGAAGGCCUGGACAGAGAUGAACUGAGGUCCCAUGGCAAGAGGAGGCAGACGCCGAGUCCCACGCCAAGCAAAGCUUCCAAGAGAGCCAAGAUCAAGGUCACCAUUGUUUCCCAGAGCGAGUCAGCAGGGGGCACCAUCAGCCCUGCUGCACAGGAAGUGGGUGUCUCUGGGAAGCCCUUAACUGUAACAGUGGGACAGACUGUGGCUGGUGCCAAGGAGCUCUCCGGACUUCUCACAGGCCAGCGGUCUGGUAGUCUCUCAGAGGUAUCUGGUGCCCUGUCCCCAGGCUCCAGCUCAUUCAACAGCGUGCAGCCUUGCAUGGUGUCAGGGUCCUCCACACCAGUCCAGGCGCAAGCUCCGGCUACUGCCCAAGCAGCUUCCGCCAGCAGUCUGCUACAAGGCCUAAGUUUCAGUCUUCAGGAGAUCGUCACCAAAGCACCUAGCUUGCCCACCACAGCAGCCAACCCAGGCAGCACCCAGGCAGUCUGUGGCAAGCCCCAGGGUCAGGUCCUGAGCUCCGUCGGCACCAGCAGCAGCACUCUGCUCCGGGCGUUGCCUGUGGUCACCACAGGAGGAGUGGCUAAAACCACCGCCAUCCACCAGCUGCUCACUAAUGGCGGGCUGGCCAAACUUGCCAGCAGCUUGCCCGGCUUGGCACACAUCACCAAUCAGACCGCUGUAGGGCAGAAAGCCCCCACUUCCAUAACGGUGACCCUGCGAGGAGCACAGCCGAGUAGAGUGGGAUCUCUCAGCCAAGCUGGCGAGGUCGUGACGCCGGCUCGCUCCCUUGAGCCUAAGGUGUGUGUUAUCAGUGAAAGGUUUCCAUGUGGUGACACACCUGACGUAAGCUGGUGCUGUGCCAGAGGUAUCUGGGAGCCGCAGCCUGCUGAUGAGACUGUACCCUCCCCUGCAAUGAUGAACACACCACCCCACAACAUGCAGAACACCUGCCUCACGUCCUCCAGAGAGCUCCCCUGUCGAGAUGGUUGGAAAAGGCCAGGCAGUCAGUCGCUGUCGGCCGUGGUUGAGCUGGUUGCUUAAUCUCUAUGCGCAGAUGGGUAGCACUCACUCUGCUUGCACUGCAGUGGUGGUCUUCAUGCUACAGUCUGUGCUCUCCUCUUAUACCUUUAACAUUGUGACAGCCAGGUAUUAAACACAUCACGUUAUCCUCAAGGGAGCAAAUUAUAUUGUGAGGAUGAACUGCAGCCUACCUGGACUGUGGUAAUAACGCUGUACAGCCUACAGAGGGACAGUCUUGGUGCUGACUAUACACCUAUAUCUCAGCUAAAAAAAAAAAAAAAAAAAAAAAGAUUUUAAAAACUUUUUCUGAAUGUAUAUUAAGUCUUAAUCCUUUAUCAUCAUCUCAUUUAUCAUAUAGGUCGAGACAUGUAUAAUUAACAGGAAUGCGAGCUUGCGUGAGAAGCAUUUAGAGGAUGUUUCUGAAUAUCUCCAUAUUUGUGAAAUAACUAAAUUUAAAUGUUAGACAUAUUAUUUAUCACAGUAAUUAUAUUCACAUCAUCAACAGUAUUUCAUCAUCAUAAUUGCUUUUUGUGCAGCAGUUUCCUUUCACCAUAACAACUUCACCAUAUUAUAGACUUUAAAAUAUGUUUUAGUAAGAACUAAACUUCACUGCUAAUUGAAUGCCAGUAUUGAUCAUAACUGUGUGACAGCAGAAGCUACAGUAUAUUGUCACAAACAAUAUGGGGUUGACUGUGCACCUGUGCAAUGCUCAGUUUGAAUAAUAUGCAUAUAUACUCAGAAAGUUACAUGAAAGGUCAUGUCCGUUUGUGUUUACAAUAAACAGCAUCUGUUAUAUUUGUAUCCACUAAACUACUGUAUAAGGCAAUAUUUCCCAUCUGCAGUGUGUCAUCACUUUGCUGUAUAUGGACUUUUUGUUUGAAACUGCCACAGUAUAUAAAAAAAUGAUUUGCCUGAA
Molecule: messenger RNA, 4056 nt
Organism: Epinephelus lanceolatus (giant grouper)
Lineage: Eukaryota; Metazoa; Chordata; Actinopteri; Perciformes; Serranidae
Source: RefSeq, a predicted model, not a curated record